Poeciliopsis prolifica (blackstripe livebearer) is the source of this 2343-nucleotide messenger RNA. It is a transcript of the gene atad3, whose product is annotated as ATPase family AAA domain containing 3. Gene Ontology annotation, molecular function: ATP binding; ATP hydrolysis activity; zinc ion binding. The record is from RefSeq and is a predicted model, not a curated record. Lineage: Eukaryota; Metazoa; Chordata; Actinopteri; Cyprinodontiformes; Poeciliidae. The coding region runs from base 86 to 2074 and encodes 662 amino acids. The transcript is spliced from 16 exons. Gene Ontology annotation, biological process: mitochondrion organization. Gene Ontology annotation, cellular component: mitochondrion.
CACGCGUGUGGAGGAGGUGCGGUGACAGAUCUGUAAUCCUUCCUCGAAACCGGCAGAAACUGUGCUUUAAUUCUCUCUCGGUACCAUGUCGUGGUUGUUCGGACUGAACCGGGGCCAGCCCGAACCUCCCCCCGGUCUACCGGCCCAGCCACCGCCUCCUCCUCCGCCGACUGGAGGCUCCGGCGGCGGUGGAGAUAAACCCAAGGACAAAUGGAGCAACUUCGAUCCCACCGGGCUGGAGCGGGCUGCCCAGGCGGCCAAGGAGCUCGACAAGUCCCGUCAUGCCAAAGAAGCGCUGGAUUUGGCUCGGAUGCAGGAGCAGAGCACUCAGAUGGAGCACCAGAGUAAAAUGAAGGAGUAUGAAGCAGCAGUCGAGCAGCUCAAAGGUGACCAGAUACGCAUCCAGGCAGAGGAGAGGAGGAAGACUCUGAAUGAAGAGACGAAGCAGCAUCAGGCGCGAGCUCAGUACCAGGAUAAGCUGGCUAGGCAGCGAUACGAGGAGCAGCUGAGGCAACAGCAAAUCCUGAAUGAGGAAAACCUUCGCAAGCAGGAGGAAUCUGUGCAGAAACAGGAAGCCAUGAGGAAAGCAACAAUCGAGCACGAGAUGGAGCUGAGACACAAGAACGAGCUCAUGCGCAUAGAGGCGGAGGCGAAAGCCCGAGCGCGCGUGGAGAGGGAGAACGCAGACAUAAUCCGAGAGCAGAUCCGACUGAAGGCGGCCGAGCACCGGCAGACCGUCCUGGAGUCCAUAAAAACUGCUGGCGCCGUGUUUGGAGAAGGAUUCAGGGCCUUUGUGUCUGACUGGGACAAAGUUACUGCAACGGUGGCAGGCCUGACCCUGUUAGCUGUAGGAGUGUAUUCAGCGCGUAAUGCAACAGCAGUAGCAGGACGCUACAUUGAGGCCAGGCUUGGAAAACCGUCUCUGGUGCGUGAGACGUCCCGGUUCACCGUGGGAGAGGCCAUCAAGCAUCCAGUCAAGACAGCAAAGCGCCUGAAAAGCAAACCUCAGGAUGCGCUUGAGGGAGUUGUGCUCAACCCUACCUUGGAGGAACGUGUGCGUGACGUCGCCAUCGCAACGAGAAACACGAGGCAGAACAAUGGCCUCUACAGGAACAUCCUCAUGUACGGCCCUCCUGGCACGGGGAAAACCCUGUUUGCUAAGAAGCUGGCAAUGCAUUCUGGGAUGGACUACGCUAUCAUGACCGGUGGUGAUGUAGCACCCAUGGGUCGGGACGGUGUGACCGCUAUGCAUAAAGUUUUCGACUGGGCCAACACAAGCAGACGGGGGCUGCUGCUUUUUGUGGAUGAAGCUGAUGCUUUCCUUCGCAAAAGAGCCACUGAGAAGAUCAGUGAAGACCUCAGGGCCACUUUGAAUGCCUUCCUAUAUCGCACUGGAGAACAGAGCAACAAGUUCAUGUUGGUGUUGGCCAGUAACCAACCCGAGCAGUUCGACUGGGCCAUCAACGACCGAAUAGAUGAGAUAGUGAAUUUCGCUCUGCCGGGUCUGGAGGAAAGGGAGCGACUGGUGCGAUUGUACUUUGACAAAUACGUACUGGAGCCGGCCACUGGAGGGCGACAGAGGCUGAAGCUCGCCCAGUUUGAUUAUGGCAAAAAGUGUUCAGAGAUCGCCAAGAGGACAGAGGGCAUGUCAGGAAGAGAGAUCUCCAAGCUGGGUGUGGCCUGGCAGGCUGCAGCGUACUCCUCUGAGGACGGCGUCUUGACGGAAGCCAUGAUCGACGCUCGGGUGGACGACGCCAUCAAGCAGCACCAUCAGAAGAUGGACUGGCUCCGUGCCGAGGAGGAGGCAGCGAAGAGCCUCACGCCUCCGCCUGCUGGGGCCGGAGCUGCCAUAGGGAAGAUGGGUUUCACUCUCCCUCUGAAGGAGACGCCUCACGCUCAGGAGGUCAUCGCUCCAGUCUUUGAAAUAAACACACAACCGGAAUCAGCAGAGGCCAAACGUGGGAACUCAGAUGCUGCAGAAACAGAGUCUAAAAAAACAGAGGAUGGUUUAACCGAACCAGGAAAAGAGGAGAAGACCGGCUCCUCUCCUCCUAAAGAUGGAACCCCAGUCUGAGUUAUAACAGGACUGUCUGGAUUAGAAAGAUGAGCGCUCUGGUCUGAGACUUCCUGUGAUAGAUGGUCGAACUGAGACAAGAUUAGUUUACGGUUGGGAGAGAUAAUUAAGUCUUCGUAACACAACUGAUGCCUGAAUCUUUAAUUUUCAUAUGAAAUGUAUACAGUGUAAACAAGCAGUUUAUGUAGAAACAAAACCAUGUGUUUGUCAUUAUACUAUUAUGAAUGUUGUCCACAGUUUCUCUGUAAGAAUGAUUAAAACCUUUUUCU